Messenger RNA from Xyrauchen texanus (razorback sucker), 2364 nucleotides. Its product is annotated as protocadherin alpha-2-like. The coding region runs from base 1 to 2364 and encodes 787 amino acids. The transcript has 2 exons. Gene Ontology annotation, molecular function: calcium ion binding. The record is from RefSeq and is a predicted model, not a curated record. Gene Ontology annotation, cellular component: plasma membrane. NCBI's taxonomy places the organism in Eukaryota, Metazoa, Chordata, Actinopteri, Cypriniformes, Catostomidae. Gene Ontology annotation, biological process: homophilic cell-cell adhesion.
AUGGAAGCCGAAGGACAAUGGAAGAGACGGUCAUGCUGGUGGAUUACACUCACGUUUCUGCUGUGCUCAGGGAAGCUGGUUACGGCUCAGAUAAAAUACACCAUCCCAGAGGAGGUCAAAGUGGGAACUGUUGUGGGAAAUAUUGCUAAGGAUUUGAGCCUUGAUGUCAUUAAUUUAGUGCACCGACGGUUCCGUAUCGUUCCAGGGCCUGAUGACGGUCUUUUCCAGGUAAUGCAGAACAAAGGCGAGUUGUAUGUUAAUAACAGGAUCGACAGGGAGCAGCUGUGUGAUGGAAACCCUGUUUGUUCGAUCAAUUUGAAAAGCGUCAUUGAAAACCCUUUGGAGGUGCAUUACAUAGAAGUGGAAAUAACCGAUGUAAACGAUAAUCCACCCAUUUUCCCCAGAUCGGAGCAGCAUUUUGAAAUAGCUGAACAUACACUGUUGGGAACACGUUUUCAAGUCCAGACUGCCCGAGACCCUGAUUUGGGAAUGAACACGGUUCGAUACUAUAAAUUAAGUCCGAAUGAACUAUUUGACAUCGACGUUCGGGAAAGGCAUGCCAUAAAAACACCAUUUUUAGUUUUAAAGAAAGUGCUGGACAGGGAAAGACAGAGCAAACAUAGACUCACGCUGACAGCUACAGAUGGUGGAAACCCACCAAAAUCAGGUACUCUUAACAUCACCGUUAUUGUCCUAGAUGUAAAUGACAAUCGUCCCGUCUUCAGCCGGGAAUCAUACUCCGCAACACUCCGGGAAAAUGCACCUUUGGGCACCAUCGUGAUUACAAUUAACGCAACUGAUCAAGACGAUGGAAUAAAUGGAGACAUUGAAUACACUUUAGGCGCAAAUUUGGAUGGGAAAAUCCACGACCUCUUUAGCCUUAACAAAAUCACAGGCGAAUUACAGGUUAAAGGGGGUGUAGACUUUGAGGAAACUGAUGUAUUUAAAUUAGAUGUGCAAGCAUCAGAUAAAGGCCAGCCUCCUCUGAUAGCUGAAGCAGAACUCAGCAUUAAAGUUAUAGAUGUUAAUGAUAACUCGCCUGAAAUUGAGAUAACAUCACUUUCCAAUGUUGUAUCUGAAAAUGUGAAUCCUGGGACAGCCAUAGCCUUAAUCAGUGUUUCAGAUAAGGACUUUGGUGUCAAUGGAAAUGUUAUUUGUACAUUACCCCAAAAUAUACCCUUUGAGCUGAAAUCAUCAUUUAAAGAGAACAUUUACUCGUUAGUGACCAAAGGGCGGUUAGACAGAGAAGUAACCUCUGGUUAUGAAAUCACUAUAACGGCCACUGACUUGGGACGUCCACCUCUGUCAUCUUUUAAAACAUUAAACAUACAAGUCUCUGAUGUGAAUGAUAACGUCCCAGAGUUUAUUCAGAUUUCAUUUGAGCUCUAUUUACCUGAAAACAAUGCACCUGGAGCUUCCAUAUUCUCCAUCACUGCCUUUGACAAAGAUUUAAACGAAAAUGCUGUAAUUGUGUAUAAUCUAAAUCAAGGCGACGUGACAUCUUUUCUAAACAUUAAUUCGGAAACUGGAAAUAUUUAUGCACUGAAAAGUUUUGAUUUUGAAACUGGAAAAACGUUCAGUUUCCAAGUUGUUGCCACCGACUCUGGAAGUCCGUCUCUGAGCAGUAACGUGACCGUGAACGUGUUUAUUCUGGAUCAGAACGACAAUGUUCCGGUGAUCUUAUAUCCGGUCAGUGCUAACGGUUCUGCUGAGGGUGUGGAGGAGAUUCCCCGCAAUGUGAACGCGGGUCAUUUGGUGACUAAAGUCCGAGCCUAUGACGCAGAUAUCGGAUACAACGGCUGGUUAUUAUUUUCACUGCAGGAAGUUAGUGAGCACAGUCUCUUUGGUUUGGACCGCUAUACAGGACAGAUAAGGACCCUUCGCUCAUUCACAGAAACAGACGAGGCCCAGCAUAAACUGGUCAUACUGGUCAAAGACAAUGGGAACGUGUCGCUCUCAGCAACAGCGACUGUGAUUGUCAAAGUUGUGGAGCCCAAAGAGGCUUUUGCAGCUUCUGAUGUGAAAAACGCAGUAACAGACGAGGAGGAAAACCACGUGACAUUUUAUUUGAUCCUCACUUUGGGCUCGGUUUCAGUGCUUUUUCUCAUCAGUAUCAUCGUGUUGAUUGUAAUGCAGUGCUCCAAAUCUACAGACUGUUCAUCCAAGUAUUUACAAGAGGCAAAUUACGACGGGACUCUGUGUCACAGCAUCCAGUACAGAUCUGGAGACAAACGGUACAUGUUAGUUGGACCCAGAAUGAGUCUCGGUUCUACUAUAGUCCCGGGCAGUAAUGGGAAUACUCUAGUGAUACCAGAUCGCAGGAGCAGGAGAGAUUCUGGAGAGGAUAUCGAGUCCUGCCACUGA